This is a messenger RNA of Chilo suppressalis (striped riceborer), 2262 nucleotides long. NCBI's taxonomy places the organism in Eukaryota, Metazoa, Arthropoda, Insecta, Lepidoptera, Crambidae. The record is from the annotation of a GenBank genome assembly.
AAACAAUUACGGUUAUGAUUAAUUCAUAAUAAUAUUAGCAACGAACGUGACGGAUUGUCACCCUUCUGGCACUCCUUUGUUCCUUCCCUAUCGUUACAAUGAAAACAGGAGUGAUCAAAUACACCGUGUGAAGUGUCUGUGAAAAUGUUCAUCAAAACAUUUUAUAUCACGCUGUCAAUUGGAUUUUUCAUUGUGAAAGUGUGCGUUGGACAAACUCAGCAAAUUCAACAAACACAGCAAAUCCAACAAACUCAGCAAAUUCAACAAACUCAGCAAGACAAAAUUCACCAGCCUAAAAACUUCACAGUGUAUUACAUUCUCACAAUGGAGAAUAAUCACACGCAAUGCACUCAAGACGGGAAUCAAAUCAAAAACAUCGCCGCAGAAGUUGGAAGCGUCAUCACAAUUGGAAUAAAAAAAUCGCUACAUCGUGUAAACGGUUACAGUUGCACUGUGGGCACCAGCGAAAAGCAAAGAAGUAAUUUAAACGCUACAGAUUUUCCUAGUCCAGAUAUUUUAAUAGACAGUACUGAUAUGAAUGGAGACUGGAUUUGUAUAUUUUACACCCUGAAGGAUACUCCAGACAUGAAGAAUCAAGUUACUAGAGACGGUCAUUCUUAUACUGAAACCGUGUGCCGUCUUCAUGUCACUAUUAAUGAAGUACCAGGGAAAAAUACCACCGCUAAUCUCGACCCAAAUUUAUUGAUUUACAUAGGGAUCGGCGGUAUAUGUUUAUUCACUGUCAUUAUUGUGCAAAUGGGAGUAAUUAUCUACUUCAAACUAAGAGCUCAAAGAAUUACGAGGUUGGAGUCAUUAUCACUCAGAGUACGGAAUCCUGAAAAUAACGAUAACAAACGAUACAGCACAACGCCCAAUCGUAAAAACAGAAUAACCCAAUUCUUUUCGAAGAAUUAUAGAGAGGAAAGCAGAAUUUACGAGACCUUAGAAGAAUUGCAGAACAAUUCAACAAUCUCUCCUCCGACUCCACCCAUAGAAAACAUACCAACUUUAAAAAGAAAGAAAGCCGAAAUUAAUAUGAAGAAAAGGCCUCCAGCACCAUUGCCAGAGCCACAGCCACAGCAGGAUUUAUCAGAUGAUGAAUCUACUAUUGCUCUACGGGAGAUGGUUCGUCAGCAGUGCGCAGUUAAAAAAGAAAGCCCUCAUUUAAUGGAAGAGACAAUACGUCCAGAGCCUUACAUCAAUAAACCUAAUCUACUGGCUCAAGAAGCGACGUUGAAAGCAUCCAGGGCUCCACCUCCUCAUCCAAAAGCUACGGUGGCUAAAAAACUGGUCCCGACGCCUCCAGGAAAAAUAAACAAGAUGGCACAAGGAUCGUCAAUUGUUGCUUCGGAGUUAGACACCAUCUUCAAGAAAAAACAAAAGACUGCCGCUGCCCCAUUUCCUGUCAAUCAAAUCCCGCCUUCUGCUAAGCCCGUACCGGAAAAUCUUAUCCAGAAAAAGGGAAAACAAGCGCCUCCGCCGCCGACUGCCUUAAAAUCGGUUCCUGGGCCUCAGAAACUACCUAAGCCGGACUCUACUCUUACAGUAAAACAAAAGACACAAUUACUAAAUCAACAUGCAAUGUCACCCCAAGCUCCAGCACCGCUUGCUCCCGGGCCGCUUACAAAAGUUCCUGUAAGGCCGACCCCACAACUGCCGCCGAUUCAACAAGCCCCAUCAGGAAAGGCGCCUCGACCCCCACCAGGUGUACCAGAAUCAGUAUAUGAAGAAUAUGAAGAGGCAGUUUACAACGGAGAUGAGUGGACGUACGAACAACUGCCGCAGUCAUCGGAGUACAACCUGUAUUCUAUAUAAGAGUGAAAAUUAAGUGUCAAAACUUCGUUGCCUCAUUCGGUUAGGUGUAGAAUGACAAAAUAUUACGUGCCAAAACUUCGGGGCUCGUUGGGUUAGGGCAGGGAUGGGCGAACUUUUUUCUUAUAGUGCUAAUCUUUAUCGAACUAUCAGAAUCUAUGACGGGCCAAGUUUUAAUCAGGCCUCUUACGAUUUGCACCCCAAGAAACUUGCAAAUCAAAUAAAAAUAAGGGACAGUAAAAAAUGCCCGCACACUGCAGCUUAGCAGCAAAUACUACUAAAAAAUUUGCUGAAGAAGUAAAUAAGUAGGUACCAGGGGGCCAUUCGCCUAACGGAAAUGCUUUGGAAAACGCUAUCGCUUACGAUUUCAUUUUGUUAUUUCUAGCCGCCUGAGGUUUUUAAAAUGCCUCGCGCUCUUUUUUUUUUCUUUUGCAUUGGUAAUACGAUAUU